Molecule: messenger RNA, 3825 nt
Organism: Habropoda laboriosa
Lineage: Eukaryota; Metazoa; Arthropoda; Insecta; Hymenoptera; Apidae
Product: testis-expressed sequence 2 protein
Exons: 6
Coding region: 187-3825 (1212 amino acids)
Cellular component (GO): endoplasmic reticulum
Molecular function (GO): lipid binding
Source: RefSeq, a predicted model, not a curated record
CAGAGGCCCGGAUGCUUCUCCGACGGUCGUUGUCGAUAAACAGAAUGAUUCGUGCGAUAAUAUUGUUACGAAAUUGCGAGAUAAUAAUCGGUGCAAACAAUGGGAUGCUCGAGGUUCGUCGUGAUGGACUAUAAACGAUAUUCAGAAAUUGACGGAUAACCGAACGAAGUCAGAAUUGCGUCGAUCAUGAGUAGCAAACAUAGCCCGAGAAAAGUGACAUUGGCCAUGAUAAAAGGUGAGACGAGUUUAGACAGUUCAGGUAAACCUAUAACAACCUCGGUUCCUGUAAUCCAUUACCAUGCUAGUGACGACGAAUUGGAAGAAAUAUAUCCUAGCACGGAUGAAGAGAAGAGAUCAACACCCGAGUUUGAGAGACUCUCGUCCAAAGUAACUUGUAUCCCGUCUGAUGUUUCCGAAAAUAAUUCCGAGUCUCGAUCUGUCGGUACGGAGAACGUUCUACCAGAAGGUACACCACCCUCUCUACACGCGUGGAAAGUAUUGUCAGAUAUUAAGGGAAAAAUAACAAAGACGUUUGAGGAAAAAUUAUCAGAAAUAAAGAGCGACAAGAGAAAGCGGUGUCACUCCAGAGCAGAGAGCUCGAGCAUCAGCGAUUUGGAAGAUCUAGGAAGUGUAACUCUUUACGAUGAAAACAUAGACGAGAAACAAUCGAGCGAACCAGCCACGAUGAUCAUUCGUCGAAGAGGCAAUCCAGCCAGAUACGUAGGUUUCUCCGGAGUAAAGACUGGUCUGAAAGACAAGAGUUUACAGGACGAGUGUGUGGAAAGCGGUAUAGAAGCUUCCGAAUUUUCGCAAGAUAUUAGCGAAGAUGUUCCUGGUUACUCGUCAAAUGCAAAGCCACCGGACGAGAAUAACUUUACCACCCUUCGGCGACAAAUGUAUACGCGUCCAUCGGAUGCGUUUCCAAAACAAAUCAAUUUCAAAACUAUGUUUUCACGUUCGAUCCAACGGUUAAUUUGUCAAGGGAUGUAUAAAUUUUUCACUGCUCUGAUCGCCAUUUCCUGCAUUUAUUAUGUUAUUCCACUACCGGAAUAUUUACUGGGGUUUACCAUGGGUAUCUUUAUAACUGUCGCUAUUUACGACAUAGUGACGAAGCUUAAAAAGAUAUUGACCACUUUGCCAGACGAAAGGUACGUUUCUAGUCCAACGGUACCGGUUUUAGAAAUUCCCGCGGUAGAGGAACAUGCUGUAGUAGAAAGAUUUCAAGGUUGGUUGAACGAGCUGCCCUAUAGUUACGAGCCAAAUAAUUAUCACGUGGCACGCACAAAAUCUGUUUUCUUCAAAUUAGAGGGAAACAUUUUGCGUAUCAUGGAAACAAGGAUGAAGGUACCGAAGAAAGCUGUCUGGGACGAGCCAAAGCAUAAAUUGAAAUUCGUUAGGAGGAGAGUUUAUAAUUUAACUGGAGCAAAGGUAGAACUUGCUCCCCGUGGACUUGCUAGAAGAAGAAGAUGGAGUAAGAAGUAUCCAAUUUGCGUAACCGUUGAAAAGGGAGCUUUAAUUUCCAACGUAACUUUGAAGAGUUCAACUAACGGCGAAUGUUCGAUGGACAAUUAUCACCGUAAGACGGUUGCUUUGAAGGGAGGAGCUUUAAAAUAUAAAUCCGGUCGAAAGAGCAGAGAAAAGUGGGAAGAAGAAGAAACGCGAAACAAGGAUGAAAUUUGGCUUAGCGAUGCAAAGGGUGAAGAACAGCAGAGGGUAAGACGAGAAUACUACGAGCGAGAAGAAGACGAAGAUUCCGGCGGGGAUGACAGUGACUACGAAAAUUAUAAUUAUUACGAUUUAGAAAGUGACAACGUUCAAAACGAACAUGCGAAGUACGACGAAGAAGCUUUCCUGGAAAGUGAAGAAAUGGAGGAAUAUGUAGAGGAGAAGGGCAAACGAAAGAAUGGUAACAGUUACAAAGAACAACGGAAAGAAGAAGAAGAAGAAGAAGAAGAAGAAGAAGAAGAAGAAGAAGAAGAAGAAGAAGAAGAAGAAGAAGAAGAGGCAGAAGAAGAAGAGGGAGGAGAAGGUAGACUAAGAAGAAACGCAAGAAAAGUUUACACUUCUACCGAUGAAAGCAGAAAAAAACAUCGAAGAAGAGAAGCAGCGAACGAGACGAAAAUUGGUAAACGGAUGUCGAUGUUGAAAAAGUGGAAUAAAAAGAAGGAAAUUUGGGAGGAAGAGGGAGAGGAGGAAGAAGAACAGCAGCGGAGGGGAAUAGAGAAACGGGAGAAGGAAGAGGAGGAGGAAGAAGAAGAGGGUGAAGAGGAAGAGGAAGAGGAAGAAGAAGAAGAAGAAGAAGAAGAAGAAGAGGAGGAGGAGGAAGAUGAAGAUGAAGCAGCAGUGGUAAAGGUGAUUAACAGUGACGAUAGGAGAGAUGGUUAUGGUAGCAGCGAGGUAGAGAAGAAAGGGAAAAGGAAGGAAAGGAAAGAGGGGGAAGAGAAGUCGCGAUUAGCAGAGAAGGGGAAGAAAGGGAGGAAAAUGAAAGGCGACGUAGCUGAGUUUAAAAAGUUGAAAAACACCAAAAAGUAUCUAGCGAAGAAGGAUGAACGGAGAAAGGAGUUGAAAAUAUUUGUUUUUGCUAGGACUGAUCGCGAAAAAGAAGAUUGGUAUAGGCGUUUGGUCUCAGCCGCGGCGUCUCGAUGCGUUAAAAAACAGGACUCGUUAUUGUUCACGAUCGAUCCAUCGACCGAUACAUCGAACACAACUCAGUCGUCAACGACGGUACAGAAAAGCACCGGAGAAUCGAGAAGUUCCUUUUCAGCCAACAACUCGCACGAAAACGUACCUGAGCUAAAUUACAAUGCUUAUAUGGCAAAAUACUUGAAUACUGGGGAGUGUUCGGCUUCGUCGGAAAGCGGAUUUUCCGCGUCUGCUGAAAAUACACUUUGGAUCAACUGUUUGAUAGCUCGUAUAUUGUUCGACGUACGCAAGUGUCCGGAAACUAUAAGUCUUAUUCAGGAUAAGAUACAACGCAAGCUGUCGAACAUAAAACUACCGUAUUUUAUGGAGUGCCUUUUAGUUUCAGAGGUAGCAAUAGGUCAAGGGGCUCCUGUAAUCCGCAGUGUGACGAAACCGGUGAGCAACGAGAGAGGUCUCUGGCUUGAUUUAGAUGUAACGUACAAAGGAUCCUUGACCAUGACCGUUGAAACGAAACUGAAUUUAAUGAAAUUGACAAGAACCGGAUCGGUUCCUGGUAGUGCGAACGUAGUAAUACCGUCGGGGAAACACGGAGAAUUGGUGACCAGAUCGCCGAUUUUUGACAGCGACCUGGAGGACACACCAGAAACGUCAACAGAGGACGAUUACGAUGCUCCUGGAACGCAAUCGUGCAACACUGCUAAAGAAGCAACGUCUGCACAAUCCUCUGGGAAAAAGUUUCUCAGUAUGGUGGAUAGAAUAGCCGCGAAUAAAUAUUUUCAACACGCAACCGAACUGUACUAUGUUCGAAAGGCUAUGGAAGGUGUGUCGAAUACGGAGAUUCGAUUAAUGGUCACCGUCUCAAGUAUCGAAGGUUGUCUGUCGGUGAACAUUCCACCGGCGCCGUCCGAUCGUUUGUGGUACGGCUUCAAACCCGUACCAAAAGUAAGUCUCACCGUAAAACCUGCGGUUGGUGAGAGAACGGUUAAUAUCGUUUAUGUAACUAAAUGGAUAGAAACUAAGUUGCUCAGGGAAUUUGAAAAAUUGGUCGUUUUGCCGAAUAUGGACGAUCUCGUUGUACCGUUGUGUCUUUUUUAUACGGUAGUCGCUGAACAGAAUAAAGAUUACAUCGCAUACAUAUACUCAGCCGAUACGCGUAAACUAUCAACUUGCUUUCUGUACUAA